Molecule: messenger RNA, 1527 nt
Organism: Suillus subalutaceus
Lineage: Eukaryota; Fungi; Basidiomycota; Agaricomycetes; Boletales; Suillaceae
Exons: 3
Coding region: 1-1527 (508 amino acids)
Source: RefSeq, a predicted model, not a curated record
AUGCAUCCCGCUCUGCAGUUGAACGAUAUCAUCUACGUGAUCUUCCGUCACCUAAAUGGCUCCUCUUUGAGUUAUCAUGAUGAACCGGGACUCGGAGGAAAUCUCGGGCAGAUGACUCUUGCGAGGACAUGCCGAGUAUUCCACGAACCCGCCUUGGAUGUGUUGUGGAGAGAUCUAUACUUUCCGCCUUGCUUGAUACAGUGCUUGUCGGAUUCAGGCACUGGCGCUAUCCACUACAUAAAUCGUACAAUCACCUUGACCGCUAGAGAUUGGGAGGUUCUACAGAAAUAUGUUCCGCGAGUUCUGUCUUUGACAUUCAAUCCAGAGUUAACCUUUUGUCGCUACCUCUUGAAAGCUCUUCGACAGCCGCCCGUUGCUCAACCGCCCCUCCCAAACUUGCGGCGUCUUCAAUGUUACAGUCACUGGGCACCCGAAGACUAUCCCCUCCUCGACGUUUUCUUUGUGCCAUCCCUGACCGAUCUUGCUAUCCAGGUUUCUUAUUUUCACAUCCCUGAUUUUUCGUUCAUCUCACCUCUUCCCAUUUUAUGCCCUCAUUUAUCAUCUUUCCGUCUUUUCGGGUACGGGUCGCACGAAUCCAUCAAGGCCAUCGUGUCAAAUGUGGUUAUGAGCCUCCCUCAUCUUCAAACGCUUCAUUGCGACCAACUCAGCCAAGCGGCGAUCACUUUCGUUGCAUGGCACCCAUCGUUAACCAAACUAGACAUCAGUAUCCCGAAUGGCCAUUCGUACGACUUUUCAGAGUUUCCGCAUCCUACUCUCCCUCGAAUACCACCUUUUUCCCGGAUCAAGAGCUUUGGGAUCGAUUCCUUUCGUCUAAGUGUUAUCACUGCAUUUAUUCAGGUGGUCCAACCCUCGCCUUCUCAUCUGCGUAUUACGAUGAAGCAAGGGUCGUCACCUGAAGGAUUGCUGGAGUUAUUCAAUGCCUUGUCAAAUCAACAAAGACAAGAAUCUAUUCAAAGUCUUCGAGUGCAGUCAUACAAGUCCCAUGAACCUCGCCCAGCAUCUAUUGAUAUAGAUACCAUCAGGCCUCUGCUUUGCUUCUCCAAGCUACGAGAGCUCCAUCUGUUGAUGGCCAACUCCUUUCGUUUAUCAGACGAGGAGCUCACUGCUAUGGGUGCAUCUUGGCCUUGCCUUGAAGUCAUCAACCUCAAUGACAGCUAUGCACAGGCGGCCCCAUCCAACAUCACUCUACACGGCCUCAUCUUACUAGUGAACAAGUGCCCUCUUCUGAGGAGCGCUCACCUAGCGAUCAACGCCAACGUGUUGAAGGGAAUAGAUGAGUAUCCUGCAUCGAAGGUUGGCGAAAACGAUCUCUAUAAUCUCGUACUCGCGGACACAACUGUUCAAAAUCCUAGAGUUUUUGCUCUCAUCGUCUCUCUAGCUUUCCCGAAGGUGAAGGAGAUAACUGUGGGUAUGCGGCUUCCUUUCCAUUAUGGGCGUCAUUGGGACAAGGUGAAUGAGCACCUCAAGGCGUUUAGAUUAUGCCCAGAGGCAAUCGUUGAUAUGUAG